Cucurbitaria berberidis CBS 394.84 is the source of this 2203-nucleotide messenger RNA. RefSeq lists its product as uncharacterized. The record is from RefSeq and is a predicted model, not a curated record. NCBI's taxonomy places the organism in Eukaryota, Fungi, Ascomycota, Dothideomycetes, Pleosporales, Cucurbitariaceae. The transcript has 2 exons. Bases 155 to 1927 code for a protein of 590 amino acids.
UCGCUUGCCUUGCUCUCUUUCCUGUCUUACUUUCUUCUCCGCUUUCUGCUUUUUGCUAGCUUCUGCCUACUGCAGGCUCGACAUUCUCUUACACCUUUGUACGACUUUAUUUGAUGAUGGAUGACUAGCUGCCCGGUUUGCAGCUUGAAAAAAGAUGGCUUAUGAAAGAACGGAGAAAGAGCAGAGGAGUUCAUGGGUGGCCAUGCAGUAUGGAUGCUGUGCAUCGAAAGGGGAUGUUGACGAGGGAAGGGCAGCGCUGAGGGCUACCGGGGAGUCCGAUAUGCGCAUCUGCUUCGAGCAGCCGCAAUGCAUACCCCAGCCUCGCGCUGAGCCACAAUAUACCCGCCCGCCAACCAGUCAGUCCAUGGGCCGCCACGUCUCGCAAUGGGUAUCCAGUAGUCGCGAUUUUGCUACACGUGCUUCAUCUCGCGCUAGCAUUUCGACAGUGACGCGACCAAGACGCUCGCAGUCGAGGCCUAGCAUCAGCCACCCUACGGAUUUCAGACGCUUCGAUGGCGUCGAUGGCAUCCAGUCCAUGGUUGAUGAUGCGCCUAUGCCUGUUCGUCGCCGUCGCAGCUUCCGACCUCUGGAGCUUUCAAUCUACCUCCCUGACGGCUGUGGUCGUCUUUCUCCAUUGCCUGACUUUGAAGAGAUCGAGGUUCCUGCGCAGGCGCUUGUUCGUGUGAGAGAUUCACGGACAGAUUCAUUAUCCUCAAAUCCUUCUUCUUCUUCGUAUCUUAUUCAACGGAAGGCUGUUGGCAGCGGUUCACGACGGAGCAGUGUGCAGAGCCAGUUGAGCACGAGUACGUCGACACAAGAGAGGAGGUUGAGUGGUACCACGAUGGCGACAAUGGCAACACCCACUCUCCCAUUACUUGCAGAAGAACCAAAAUCGUCUGCUGGAUCGUUCAAUGACCGUCCCAUGAUCCAACGCUCCCGUACUUCCGGCACGCUAUCACCAGCACGUGUCAUCUCCCGCCUUCCUUCUCCAUCCCGCAACCGUGCCAACACUGCGCCUUCUCGCCCCGGAAGUCUCCGCCGCACCAGGACGGACGUCGACGAUGCAAUCCGUGAACUGAAUACCAUCGUCGAAGAACGUCGCGCCAGUGCAUAUCGCUCUCAAACCCAGUCCCCAUCUCUAGUCAAUCCCCCUCCAACCUCAUCAAGUCAUCACGUUCCGUACAUCGCACCUUCGAUGCGGAUGCAUGUCAGGUCUGAGACGCUUUCGGAUAUUGGGUCUGCAUUCUCUGCACCGUUAGGGAAGCCGUUGCCCCACCUCCCAAUGACUGAGAAUGCGCCGGCUAGGAGGGCGACUAUGGGCCUCACACUAGCUCCGCCAACACGUUCCUAUACUGGUCCCUUGACUUCUAACCCCAUCACACCGCCAGCGCCUCAUACACCAACUACACCCAUCUCCCGUCUCGGAGCAUGGAUCAAGCGCUCUACCUCUACCAUCAAAUCCGCCUCUCGCCCCGCUACGCCAAAGACGGCAGAGUCAUUCUACCAGUACGAGCCCGCUCUACCCACUACAGCCUCACGGCCCUCCACAGCAGGAUCCCGCACCAUCACCCACACACGCCAGGAAUCCCAAGAAAGCAACGGUACCGCGACCGUGACGCUCUUUUCCUCCUACACCUCCUCGACACGUUCCACCUCCCCUUCUUCUGACAAGAACAACUCACCUCCCCACAAGGCCAAGCGCGUUCCUGCUCCUCUCAACCUGGCCAAGGAGAAGGAAAUCGCCAUCGAGGCUGCCCUGGCAAGCGCACGCAGCACUCGCAGCGUCAUGAAUGCGAAGCCGCCCAUGAGCCCGAACUUUGCGCUUCUAAGGGGAAUGGAGAUUAGCGCGAGGGAUGUUGGUGUUAAUGGGGAGAGGAGGAGCGCUUUGCUUGCACCGAGUCCCUCGGCCGUCGGCAUGGCUUUUUAGACGCACGGCAUACACAAACACAUUCUGAAUACUUAUCACUACCACUAACGAGGAAAGAGGAAAGAUGAUGAGAGAUUUGGGUUGGAAUUUUCAGGUAUUUCACAUGGGUCAAGGUGGAAUAGGAACAGAAAAUCUGGGCUGGGUUGGGUUAGGUUAGGGGGGAAAUGGGACUUCUUUCAGUGACCAGGCAUAUACCCUCCGACAAGCUCCCGCAAGCCGCAUCUCGCUAUUGUGGGAGCCCGGAUGCCCGGUGCACUCUCCUUUGCGUCUUUUUUU